CAGUCUCGAGACCGCACCUGGACUGACCAUUACUGAUCAGCUGAAUGAGUGCAAUAUACUUUUUAGUUGUACAAAUUGAAUAUUUUUUUCGACACUAUUGUGCACUAUUUUUUUUUCUCUUGGAACUUUCUUGAAGCUAUCAUUGUCUUUCUAUUUUUUUCUUCUUAUUUUUUUUUAUUAAUUUAAACAAAAAAAAACAAAAACAAAUAUGUGGACUUUUUUGGGUAUCGCAAGCCUCACAUAUGUCUACAAAAAAUGCGACGUCUUGUUGUUUUGGGCUCGCAGAGAGCUGCUGAUCGCUGCAAUGGCUUUCCUCAUAGUGGGGGCAAUCCUCACCUUCCACAGGUACUGGGGUCAGAAAACAGCGCAAAUAUUACAGUUACCCCUGGAAAUCUUAUCCAUUCUGCCCUUCAGUGAUAAAAUCAUCCACAAGUCAGGCAGCUGUCAAAGGAACAAGGCAGCAGGGGCAAACAAAAAGGGAGUGUCCAGGAGGAAGCGAGUAAGAUCCAAAGAAGACCUGACCACAGAAAGUACCUCAGAGAGUGCAUUCUCUACUGACCCGGAGCCUGACGUCAUCAUCGUGGGUGGUGGUGUGCUGGGUUGUGCCAUGGCGGCCGUGUUGGCGCGAGAUGGCCGGAAGGUUACCGUGGUGGAGAGAGAUCUGUCAGAACCGGACAGAAUUGUGGGAGAACUUUUGCAGCCAGGUGGCUUCCGUGCACUCAAAGAGCUGGGGCUGGAGGAGGCAGCAGAGGGUCUGGAUGCUCAUGUGGUCCGUGGGUAUGUAAUCCAUGACAAAGAAACUCUCUCAGAGGUGGAGAUCCCUUACCCACAAGACGAGUGUGGCGUCCAGUGCGGCCGAGCUUUCCACCACGGUCGCUUUAUCAUGGGCCUGCGACGUGCUGCUCGUAAAGAACCCAAUGUGCAGUUUGUGGAGGGGACAGUAACCAGUCUGCAGGAGGAGGAUAGCUGUGUGACGGGAGUUCAGUAUCGUGAGAAGGACUCUGGGAAAAUCAAGGAGAUCUCUGCUCCUUUGACGGUAGUCGCUGAUGGCUGUUUUUCCAAAUUUCGUAAGAGCCUCAUAUCUGGAAAAGCAAAAGUCUCCUCACAUUUCGUUGGCUGCUUAAUGAAGGACUGUCCUCAGUUUAAACCCAAUCACGCAGAGCUGGUCCUGGCAAACCCCAGUCCAAUCCUGAUCUACCAGAUCUCCUCCACUGAGACCAGAAUUUUGGUGGACAUCAGGGGAGAGAUGCCCCGAGACCUGUCAGGAUACAUGGUGGAGAAGAUUCAUCCUCAGCUACCAAGCCAUAUACAGGAACCAUUUUUGCUCGCGCUGCAGAAUGACCGUCUCAGGACGAUGCCCGCCAGCUUCCUGCCACCUUCACCAGUUAACAAACCAGGGGUUCUGCUUCUGGGAGACGCCUACAACAUGAGGCAUCCUCUGACCGGAGGGGGGAUGAGUGUAGUGCUUAACGACAUCCGCAUCUGGAGAGAGCUGCUCAAGAACAUUCCAGAUCUGUAUGAUGACAAAGCCAUGCUUCAGGCAAAGAAGACAUUCUACUGGGAACGCAGGUCCUCACACUCGUUUGUGGUGAACGUGCUGGCUCAAGCUCUUUAUGAGCUGUUUGCAGCAACAGACUGUUGUCUGAACCAGUUGAAAAGAGCCUGCUUCCACUACUUCAAACUGGGUGGAGAAUGUGUCAAUGGACCAAUAGGUCUGCUGUCUGUGUUAACGCCAAAGCCCAUGACUCUGAUUGGUCACUUCUUCGCUGUGUGCCUGUACGCCAUAUACUUCUGCUUCAAGUCAGAGUCGUGGCUGAUGAAACCAAGGGCCUUGGUGAACAGCGGAACCAUUCUGUACCGUGCCUGCGCCAUUUUAUUUCCCCUGGUCUAUUCAGAGCUGAAGUACCUGGUGUAUUGAGAUACACUAAGUGUCACGUGACCAGCAUAAAGACUGCAAUCAUUUACACGGGAAGGCACUUAAACAGCACGGAGAUCUCCACGAAACGGAACCAGCCGUGCCUUUCAGCAUCACGCAUAUCUACAUAUCUAAACCUCAAAUCUGUUUAUUCAUUAUGGUACAGUGUAAAGAGCUUGUAUCAUACACUGACAAUGAGAUGAUUGACUUUAAAAAACUCUGAGUGACAUUCGGGGUGGAUUUGUCACUGUUUCUUCUAAAAAAGCAGAAGCAAAUUGGUUUUAAACUAAUGCUCUGCUGCAUCUGUGGAAUUCUUCAUCUAAAGAAAGUAAUUGAUGACUCUUUUGUAUCAAAACUGAAACACUCACUGUUUUUGUAUGUGCCAUCAACCCUGCAUUUCCUCCUCUGAUAUUA
Hemibagrus wyckioides is the source of this 2329-nucleotide messenger RNA. It is a transcript of the gene sqlea, whose product is annotated as squalene epoxidase a. Gene Ontology annotation, biological process: cholesterol metabolic process; sterol biosynthetic process. NCBI's taxonomy places the organism in Eukaryota, Metazoa, Chordata, Actinopteri, Siluriformes, Bagridae. Gene Ontology annotation, cellular component: endoplasmic reticulum; membrane. The record is from RefSeq and is a predicted model, not a curated record. The transcript has 11 exons. Gene Ontology annotation, molecular function: flavin adenine dinucleotide binding; squalene monooxygenase activity. Bases 209 to 1918 code for a protein of 569 amino acids.